AUGGCCCCUGCGACGGCCCCUAUGAGGGGAGGCCCGGUUAUCGGGAAACCCCGCGCAGGGACGUCGCAGGUGGGCGGCAAGGGAGCGGAUGGUAAGGGGCUCAAAAGGACUCGACCAUCCGUCUCUCCAAACACUCAGCCUUGCGCUAAGAAAAGGCAAAGGAUCUCUCCUUCGCCAAAAAGCUUCAGUGAGGCGCUGACGGCGGAGAGAAGGCUGGCAAUCGCGCCGGCCAACUACCCGGAGUCGACCCUCACUGAGGCGCAGGCUUCCGCCAUCGAACAGGAGAUCGUGGGAGCGUUGUGUGGGCUCAAAAAAGGGGAGACCAUGCCGCACUUCGACGAGUGCCGGUUCGGAGGGGGCCUGCUCCUUGUGACCUGCGCGCACACCGGAGCGGUGGAAUGGCUGAGGGCCACUGCCACCAGUAUCAGGCCUUGGGAGGGGGCGGACCUCCAGGUGAUGGAUAGCCAUCGCCUCCCAAGGCUUAAAAGGAUGUUCACGGUCAUCCCCGGCCCUCCGGUGGCGACGGAGGCCAUAUUAAGAAUGAUGGAGGGUCAGAACCCAGGGGUCCGCACUAACCUGUGGAGAGUGUGGAGCAGGAAAGAAGGACCGAACUUGGUGACUCUCGUCCCGGGGGUUGACCCUGUGUCGCACGGCCUCAUCAAGCGGCAGGGUUCUGAGGUCCACGUGGGACUGCGGAGGGCACUCUUUAGAGAGGGACCUGCCGGGACCACGGAGGACAAGAAGAACCCUGACACAUUCGGCGGGAAUAAACCGGGACUAGCAGCCCCGGUGGUGGAGGAAGGAAAGGUGGGGGGUGAGCGGUGUGGACAAGGGUGA
Molecule: messenger RNA, 837 nt
Organism: Osmia bicornis bicornis
Lineage: Eukaryota; Metazoa; Arthropoda; Insecta; Hymenoptera; Megachilidae
Exons: 1
Coding region: 1-837 (278 amino acids)
Source: RefSeq, a predicted model, not a curated record